UGACAUCGCAGCUCAGCUCCCUGUUAAACACAAACAUGGCUUCAGCAUCGUAUUGCACUGAACUGAGGGUGGUGCUGGUGGGUCAGGAGAAAGUUGGGAAGAGUUCAGUAGGGAACACCAUCCUGGGAAAGAAGGAGUUUGACUCUAGGAUCAGUUUUACCCCUGUGACUCAGCGUAGUGAGAGGAAAGAAGUUGUUGAUCGGGGUGAGAGCACAGAGAAUAAAGGAACUAAUGUUCAGGACCAGAGCAGUAAAAAGAGAAAAGCUGCUAAUCAGAAUCACAUCAGUGACAAGGAAGGAGCUGCUGUCCAGGGCCCGAGCAGUGACAAGGAAGGAGCUGCUGUCCAGGGCCCGAGCAGUGACAAGGAAGGAGCUGCUGUCCAGGGUCCGAGCAGUGACAAGGAAGGAGCUGCUGUCCAGGGCCCGAGCAGUGACAAGGAAGGAGCUGCUGUCCAGGGCCCGAGCAGUGACAAGGAAGGAGCUGCUGUCCAGGGCCCGAGCAGUGACAAGGAAGGAGCUGCUGUCCAGGGCCCGAGCAGUACUAAGAGAAAAGCAGAUACUUGGGGUUGCAGGGUCUCUGUGGUUGACACCCCUGGACUCUUCAGCACUCAGCUGUCUGAAGAGAAGAUCAAAAAAGAGCUGAAUAAAGCACUUAAGCUGAGCUCUCCAGGUCCUCAUGUCUUCCUUCUUGUCCUCCAGCUUGGAAGAUUCACCCCACAAGAGCAGGAAGGACUGAAAGCUCUGCAGAACAUGCUGAGUCCUGAUGUCUCCAAACACACCAUGGUGCUGUUCACCUACGGAGAUCGACUGGAAAACAGUGACAUCGACAUGGAGAAAUUCACCAAAGAGGACGAGAACAUCCAUAAGCUGCUGAAGAGCUGCAGUGGUGUGUACCAUGUGUUCAACAACAAGAAGAUGGAAAACAGGGAUCAGGUCCGAGAGCUGCUGGAGAAGAUAAAUUCCAUCUGUGAGGGAGGACAAUCAUACUAUAAAGGUCUCAGUCAGGGUGGUCAGUCUGGUGUUUAAUACCCCGGGAUUUUUAUUCUGGCCAGUUUGGAAUUCAGGAAUAAGUCUUUGGAUUGGCCUCAAUCAUUAUCUUUGCUCUAUCUGCAUUUAUGGGCCUAAAGUUUAGGCAAUAGUAGAGGUGACCAUAUUUAGAAGGACCUGUAAGCAUAGUCGAUAAAUGAAU
Messenger RNA from Archocentrus centrarchus (flier cichlid), 1188 nucleotides. Its product is annotated as GTPase IMAP family member 9-like. NCBI's taxonomy places the organism in Eukaryota, Metazoa, Chordata, Actinopteri, Cichliformes, Cichlidae. The record is from RefSeq and is a predicted model, not a curated record. The coding region runs from base 36 to 1025 and encodes 329 amino acids. Gene Ontology annotation, molecular function: GTP binding. The transcript has 2 exons.